AUGAUAUUUCAUGAAACUGAAUCUAAACUAGAAACAUUUCAUAUGAGUGCUGUCAAAUAUUUAUGUCAGGCGUAUGUCUGUCACAAUGACACCUUCAAACAUCCUUUCCUAAUUUUCGUGCAGCAUUUCCAUCAUGGCAAAUCCUAUGAAAGCUUUAAACGAACACUUCAUGUACAACCACAAGCUAGCCAAGACCUUGCAACAGCUUUUAUCUCCAAACGAAAGAAAAAUGAUUGAGCUGUGGUUCGAUAAACUGUUGGAGAUGGACAAAAACAUCGACCAAAUGGUGAUUCGCAGCGAUUAUAUGUGGUUCAUUCUUCUCAUGCUCCAGAAUAGACGUGUUAGGGAGCCAUUUUGCAGGCUACCUCCUGCUAAUUUAGCCCCUUUGAAGAAAUUUGUACCUCUACAUGUUUACGAAGAUGUUUUGAUAGCCAACGAACCAAAUACACGUCUUGUUUUCCCCACUAUCAGUACCGACAGUAUUUUCCGCGAGUCAGAGAAAGUUCCAGCUGCUACAUCGUGUUCCUCUAUAAGGUACUGAUCGGGAUACAUUGAAUCUUGUAACUACUCUGUAAAAAAUUAAACAAAAAAUAAAGUGCGUCACGAAUAUACGAAGUUUGA
Messenger RNA from Leptinotarsa decemlineata (Colorado potato beetle), 621 nucleotides. RefSeq lists its product as uncharacterized. The record is from RefSeq and is a predicted model, not a curated record. Lineage: Eukaryota; Metazoa; Arthropoda; Insecta; Coleoptera; Chrysomelidae.